UACCGUGUACGCAGUCUUUGAAGACGGCUUUUCCUCCCAGCCAACGCUUGUGUAGGUCGAAAUCGCGAAACACAAAACCCAGACACGACAUCGAUGGACAUCUGCAGAAGACAUCAGGCUGCUGCGUUAGUAUCUGUGCACAGUGAAGGACCACACAGGAAAGGCUGACGAAUUGUGGCUUAAGAUGCACCAGAGUCUUAUCGAGUUCGAGCCGCUAAAGGAGAUAUCUCAGCUUGCAGUACGAGAACGAAGCCUCAGAUUUAUUGGAGAUUUUCGCAAGUCAAACAGACUUGACGAAUGGCGCACUGGAGAUCCUGGAACGUUUAAAGAGCAAGAACAGCUGCUGUGCGAUAUACUCGAAUUCGAGGCGGACGCUACCAAACGCGCAUCCACGCAGAAGCCGCAGACCAAGGAGAUGGUAAAGCAGGCGCGUAAAGACUUAAAGUUCCAGGUGGCAGCAAAAUACAGCAUGAAGAAACGAAUGCGCCUGUCGGAGGCUCCUGAACCAAACUCAGAUGAACCGAUCGAUGAUUUUGAUGCUCGUGUGAACGGAUACGGUCCCUUCGCACCGGAUGACGAGAGUGGAAACAGUGUUCGACUUCCAAAGCGUGAACGGAUGAGCUAGAACGGCAUGGUACAGAAUUUUUUGUCAGACUCGAAGUCGAUGCGAGACAAAGAAUUACAAUUCAAAGAAUCAGCGUUAGAACUGGAAAAGAAGAGAGAAGAGCGACUAGCUGCAGAACAAACUAUGAAACUCGAAAUUCGAAAAGGGAAAUUGGAAGUUGAA
Molecule: messenger RNA, 787 nt
Organism: Paramacrobiotus metropolitanus
Lineage: Eukaryota; Metazoa; Tardigrada; Eutardigrada; Parachela; Macrobiotidae
Exons: 2
Coding region: 185-625 (146 amino acids)
Source: RefSeq, a predicted model, not a curated record